Molecule: messenger RNA, 1089 nt
Organism: Caenorhabditis remanei
Lineage: Eukaryota; Metazoa; Nematoda; Chromadorea; Rhabditida; Rhabditidae
Exons: 8
Coding region: 1-1089 (362 amino acids)
Cellular component (GO): membrane
Source: RefSeq, a predicted model, not a curated record
AUGAAUUUCCAGAUUCUCAUGGAAGAUGUCGAGGUUGAAGGCAUUGAUCAGUUUGCUGCCCUUCUCAUUUUCUUGACGAGUUUCGUCGGAUUUGCAUGUAACACGUUCAUUGCCUUCUACAUCACCCGUCUCUCCCUUCUACGGAAUUCCUUCGGACGUCUUCUUCAACUUCAAGCAGCCGGUGACGCCGUCUUUGUUCUAGUCUGGGCUUUCUACUUUGCUCCUGUCCUCUUUUUCGAUAUAAAACCGCUGCAAUCGUUGGGUGUUGCGUCGAGAUUCGCACAGUUAUGUCUGAUUUGUUACGAUAUUUCAAUCUACACACAUCUAGUCAUUUCGCUCAACAGAUUCAUCUCCCUCUACUUCCCAACCAGCUAUCAAACCAUUUUCACCGACAGAUUCACAACUUUCCUAAUAUGUGCUAUUGUACUUGUUUCAUUCGGAUUUUCCUGGUUUCUUGUUAUCGUGGACUGCAAAAUGGGUUUUUCGAUUCCAAGAUGGAUGCUGGACUACGUCAGUCCGCCAUGUGAAAUGAUCAAUGUCUACUAUGCAGAGUUUUUCAGAGGAUUAAUUGUAAUUUCAAUGUUUGCAAUCACCAACAGUUUCACAUUCUGUCGAAUGCACAUGCACAAUAGAAAGAAACAAUCAGAAUCAACAUUCGAAACGACUCAACAGAAAAAGAGGAGAGCUGUAGAGACUGCGUUCGUUCAACAAGUAACUCUUCAAGGACUUUUAUACGUUCUGGAACUUGUCACUUAUUUCUAUGUUGCUCUAUUCUUCCCUGUUCCACUCGAACCAAAAGCUCUCUCGGAGUCUUCGAAUCGAUGGCCUAAUUUCUUAUUGACAACGUACGCGUGGAUUCUGGUUCACGCUCUUGAUGGUGUGAUCACUCUAAUCUUCAACAAACAAUUCCGAAAUGUUCUCCGUCAUCCAUUCCGUUCUCAAGCCACUUUGAAUGCCUCGAAAACGCCAUCAAGACGAAGCCGAUUCGUGACCAAUCGAGACGACUCGAACCGUAAAAAGAGCUCAAUUCUUGCCUGCACGUUCAUCUCCAAUUCAAAUACUGGAUAUGGAUCAUCUGUUCAUGUCUGA